UUUUUUUUCUCCAUAUUCUUUUUAUUUUUUGUUACUCCCUCCACUAUCUAUUGUGGACUUCGUGGAGAUGGUACUUCGAAAAGUUCGGAGCCUCGACAAUGUACCGGGACCUCAUCCACAUGGUCGAGAGGCAGCUCCUCAAGAAUGCGAUGGACAAAACGAUAUACCUGGAUGUAAUUUGGGUAUAGCAGGAGGAGCGGCAUUGAAACCCGACACACCUGAGGUGUUGCCGAGGACUACUGAUGACCCUGCACUUGCAGUUGAAACCAAUGGCCUUGGAGGAAGCAACCCAACAACUAUACAAACUUCCGACAUCAUAACAUCUACGAUAUAUCCAAGUCAAAGUGUAGAUCCUACUCUAUCGACAACUGUAGUCAGCUCAGAGCCAAGCUUGGUGACAGCAGGAAGUGUGGAAGGACCAGCACACGAUAACAGCGGACUCACGACAGGAGAAGUAGUGGGCAUCGCAGUCGGGACUCUAUUUAUAGGUGCAGGACUCGCAUUUAUUGCUGCAUUCUUCCUUUUCAAGCGACGGAAAAGGCAGCAGAAUGGCAACAUUGGUGAAAGGGGAUACCAGGGUUAUGGAGAUUCGGUGCCUGAGUUUACCAUGGUUCAAAAGAGCGUUGGCAGCUUAGGAGACAUGCAUAGCCCUUACGUACAGGUGCCUCAGACACCAAUGCUAGCUCGACGACCCAUUCCACCCGCGAUCCCAGCUCCGGUAAAUAUGGAUCACACAACACAUACGGAUAUGGCUGGUUUCUUGCCGCCUGUUGCACGAGACAGCGAGGUGUGUGAUAGGGUAUCCGCGCUGUUUGAGAAGAUGCAUGAGCAUGUAGAGCGAAACUAUCGCGACAUUCAUGCCAGCAUCACACCGAGCAUGGAAUCUGGGAUUGCUAGUUUUGGAGCAAAGGGCGUCAAUAUGACGGAAAUGUUGCAAGAGUGCUCGAACCCGACUACUGCGCUCAAGCAUGCACUCGUGUCGUAUGUAAUGGCCAUAACGAGUUCGAAAAAGGAUGAAGAACACACGGGGACAUUAUUCCCCGAAGAACUUGGUAGUAUAAAGUCGGAGAGGCACAGCAGCAGCUCCGACCCAGGCGUGGCGGCAGCAGCCUCUUUACUGAAACGAACCUCGGUGUACCUUUACACCAGUACAUCUGGUACACCCGAGUCGGCUCAAUCGUGGGCGAUUCAAUCCAGCGCUCGCGAAGCUGCUGAACACUUUUCCAUGACGUUUUUCCCUUGGGCCAAUCCCACAUGUAGUGACCAGCAAAAAGACGAAGACCUUACAUCUAUUAUUAUAGAAGCACGAGAGAUAAGCAUAUGGUUGUUUGGACAGCCAUAUGUAUAUGAGUUUGAAUGGGGCGGAGCUGGUAGAAGAGGAGUACUUGUUAGUCCAGGACUGGUAAGGCGCACACACGCAACUGGCGAUGAUGAGCAGGAAACGAGGGUAGUGGAAGGCGCAGUUGUGGGUAUGUAGACUAAACAUAUGGAUCCCAUUACGCUCCAUUGCCAAUGCUUCUCCUUUGACCUGGAACGGUGUAC
Bipolaris maydis ATCC 48331 is the source of this 1542-nucleotide messenger RNA. RefSeq lists its product as uncharacterized. The record is from RefSeq and is a predicted model, not a curated record. NCBI's taxonomy places the organism in Eukaryota, Fungi, Ascomycota, Dothideomycetes, Pleosporales, Pleosporaceae.